This is a messenger RNA of Anopheles merus, 984 nucleotides long. Its product is annotated as stromal cell-derived factor 2. Bases 107 to 775 code for a protein of 222 amino acids. NCBI's taxonomy places the organism in Eukaryota, Metazoa, Arthropoda, Insecta, Diptera, Culicidae. The transcript is spliced from 4 exons. The record is from RefSeq and is a predicted model, not a curated record.
UUCCCCUCCCACUGGCAUUGGCUAGAAACUGCUCAGUGUGCAAAGUGUGUAUUGUGCGCUAAAGUUGUUCUCGGAUAGGCGUUUUCUAUUAAAAUUAUUCUUAAGGAUGUACAGCUCGCACAGGACCACCGUUUCCUUCCUAGUCGCUCUCUUCAGCAUAGCCGGCACGAUCAAUUUCAUAGAAGCUGCCCGAAACAACAGGCAUGUUACCUGCGGAACAGUACUCAAGCUGGUCAACACGGACUACAAGGUGCGAUUACACUCGCACGAUGUCAAGUACGGUACGGGAUCGGGCCAGCAGUCGGUGACGGCUACCGAGCUGCAGGAAGACGUUAACAGCCACUGGGCAGUGAAGGCCGCGACGGGCAAACAUUGCGAACGAGGGGAACCAGUAAAGUGUGGCGACACGAUACGACUGCAUCAUCUGGCCACGAACAAGAAUCUGCAUUCCCAUCACUUCCAGAGCCCGCUGUCCGGCAAUCAGGAAAUCUCAGCCUAUGGCGAUGAGCAUGGGGAAGGCGAUACCGGUGAUCACUGGCUGGUGGUAUGCUCCGGCGAUAGCUGGGUGCGGACGAAUCCGGUCCGGUUGCAGCACAUCGACACCGACAUGUAUCUCGGCGUGUCCGGACGCACCUUCGGCCGGCCGAUCAACGGCCAGAUGGAGGUGAUUGGCCUGCCGAACCCGUACUCCGGCACGGAAUGGAUCGCCGCCGAGGGUUUGUUUAUCCAUCCGACGGAAAAGGACAGUGGUGCGCACGUUCACACCGAGCUGUAAAGGCGACCGCUAGGAAUAAACCCGGGUGUGCCCUCAUUGCAUGACUUCUUUUAUUUAUUGCCGAUAAUGGCCGGCACUGUAGGAAGGCGCGUGGGAAGCUAGGAUGGGCGGAAAGGAAUUUGUACGGUUGACUAUUCGAAAAAAGGGGUAGAUUGCUCGCGAACAAUAGCUACAGUUUGUGCGGAAAUAUAAAAUUGUGGUUCAAAAUA